Molecule: messenger RNA, 909 nt
Organism: Aspergillus affinis
Lineage: Eukaryota; Fungi; Ascomycota; Eurotiomycetes; Eurotiales; Aspergillaceae
Product: SDR family NAD(P)-dependent oxidoreductase
Exons: 1
Coding region: 1-909 (302 amino acids)
Source: RefSeq, a predicted model, not a curated record
AUGUCUGCGAUCAAAGAUUUCUCUGGUGGCCGUUUCACAACGACCCGUCAUUCUACAACAUACGACUAUAUUUCUCCCUUAAGGCUGGACCUUGCCGGAAAACAUGUUCUGAUCACGGGUGCUGCUUGGGAGGACGGAGUAGGGUAUGCCACGGCCACAGCUUUUGCGCGUGCGGGGGCCGCUGCGAUAGCGAUAGCAGACCUCCACGGCGUAUCGGCCGACCUUGCUGAGAAGUUGAAGUUGGUGGCAACGCUAGCCGGUCGCCCCGAACCUGUGGUGCUAAGCUGCACUGUUGAUAUUGCAAGCCAAGAAAGUGUUCAAGCAAUGCAUGACAUCGUGGCGCGAGUCUUUGAUGGCCGCCUAGACAUUGUCAUUAACAACGCGGCCCAUAUGGAACCCUACAAGCCAAUCCUCGACUCAGAUCCGGAUGUGUAUUGGAGGACAUGGGAAGUCAAUGUUCAUGGACUCUUCAACAUGUCACGCAUAUUCCUCCCUAUGCAACUGUCGACUUGUGCCAAUGCUGAUGGUUUAUGCAUAAUGAUCAAUGUAUCUUCCUCAGGAGCUCUGACCGCCCGCCCAGGAGGCGGAAGUUAUCGAAGCUCAAAGCUUGCGAUAUUGAGAUGGACAGAAUCUUUACAGUUAGAGUACGGCGAUAAAGGGCUUUUGGCUUUUUGUGUGAAUCCCGGUGCGAUUAAAACAAAGAUUUCUGAGGACAUGCCGGAGCAGGUCAGAGACUUAUUCCCUGAUCGGCCAGAGAUUGCAGGUGAUACGAUUGCGUGGUUAGCAGCUGAGCGCCGAGAGUGGCUGGGCGGGAGAUACGUGAGCUGCCCAUGGGACAUGAAGGAGCUUGUGGAGAUGAAAGACGAGAUCGUUAAACUGGACAAGCUCAAACUUAAGAUGUUGUUCUGA